Megalops cyprinoides (Indo-Pacific tarpon) is the source of this 696-nucleotide messenger RNA. RefSeq names its product GINS complex subunit 1 (Psf1 homolog) (gene gins1). The transcript has 7 exons. Gene Ontology annotation, biological process: DNA replication; DNA strand elongation involved in mitotic DNA replication. The record is from RefSeq and is a predicted model, not a curated record. Lineage: Eukaryota; Metazoa; Chordata; Actinopteri; Elopiformes; Megalopidae. Gene Ontology annotation, cellular component: GINS complex. Bases 28 to 618 code for a protein of 196 amino acids.
UGUCAAGUUUAGUCGCUAGCUGCAGUCAUGUUUUGUGAGAAGGCAGUCGAGCUAGUCAGGGAGCUUCACCGAAUGGGCGAUGGACAGUUGCCUGCUUUUAAUGAAGAUGGCAUUCGCCAGGUACUUGAGGAAAUGAAAGCUCUGUACCAGCAGAAUCAGAGCGACGUGAACGAGGCGAAAUCGGAGGGCAGGAGCGAAUUGAUCCCGACCAUCAAGUUUCGUCACUGCUGCCUGUGUAGAAACCAGCGGUGCAUUGUUGCAUAUCUUUAUGACCGACUCCUUCGCAUCCGAGCUUUGAGGUGGGAGUACGGGAGUGUUCUGCCAACAGCCAUCCGGUUCCACAUGUGUGCGGAGGAGGUGGAUUGGUUCAACCAGUACAAGAAGUCCCUCGCGACCUAUAUGAGGUCCCUGGGAGGAGAGGAAGGACUGGAUAUCACCCAGGAUGUGAAGCCACCCAAGAGUCUGUACAUUGAGGUUCGUUGUCUGAAAGACCAUGGAGAGUUCGAGAUUGAUGAUGGCACAGUCAUUCUUCUGAAGAAAAACAGCCAGCAUUUUCUUCCACGGUGGAAAUGUGAGCAGCUGAUUCGUCAGGGUGUCCUGGAGCAUGUCAUCUCCUGAGCCAGUCAAACAACUAUGUUUUUUUAUGCCAGCCAGCAUAUUGUUGCUGUAAUGUAUGAAGUCUGCAUUACAGGACCA